Messenger RNA from Ananas comosus (pineapple), 1857 nucleotides. RefSeq names its product polyadenylate-binding protein 4-like. The record is from RefSeq and is a predicted model, not a curated record. Gene Ontology annotation, cellular component: ribonucleoprotein complex; cytosol; nucleus. The transcript is spliced from 10 exons. Gene Ontology annotation, molecular function: poly(A) binding; poly(U) RNA binding; mRNA 3'-UTR binding. NCBI's taxonomy places the organism in Eukaryota, Viridiplantae, Streptophyta, Magnoliopsida, Poales, Bromeliaceae. The coding region runs from base 17 to 1615 and encodes 532 amino acids.
UCUCUCUCUCUCCGCAAUGGGGGCCGCGCCGGCGGCGGAGGAGGAGGAGGGGACUGGGGCGGCGCCGGCGCCGGCACCGGCCACGCUCGCGCCGCCGUGUGCGACGCUGUAUGUGGGCGACCUCGACGAGCGCGUGACGGAGAAGGAGCUUGCGAGCGCCUUCGCGGGGUUCGGCCCCAUCUCCUCCAUCCGCGUGUGCCGUGACCGUUGCUCGGGCGACUCCCUCCGCUAUGCCUACGUUAAUUUCCUCUCCUUCGCCCACGCCGAUAAGGCUCGCAAGUCGAUGAACCAUGUCGCCCUCAUGGGGCAACCCAUGCGGAUCAUGUGGUCGAAGCGGGAUCCCAUUUCACGAAGGACGGGGGUCGGGAACCUCUUCGUUCGGAAUUUGGGGGCGGGAGUGAACGGGGCGGAGCUGGAGAGGUUGUUCUCGGUGUACGGUGUGGUGGAGUCGUGCAAGGUGGCGGUGGACGAGAUGGGGAGGAGCAAGGGUUUCGGAUUCGUUCAGAUGGGGUCGGAGGAGGCGGCGCUUUCCGCCAUCGCAGCGCUCAAUGGCAAGACCUCUACCGGCUUAAGCGAGAAGCUGUAUGUGUCGAAGUUUUUACAGAGGAACAAGUGGCAAACUGGGACACAAGAGCCAGAAUACACAAACCUUUAUGUCAAGAAUCUUGACAGGGACAUAACAGCUGAUAUUCUUAGAGAGAAAUUUUCUGUAUUUGGGAAAAUCAACAGUGCAGUUGUGAUGAAAGAUAAAGAUGGCAAGUCCAAAGGGUUUGGUUUUGUCGAUUUUGAAUCAGGUGAGCAAGCAAAGAAGGCAUUGGAGGCUAUGAAUGGUUCCACACUUGGUUUGAAGAUCAUAUAUGUGGGACGUGCCCAGAAGAAAUCCGAACGCAAGGAGCUACUAAAGCUUCAGUUCGGAAAGCCUUAUGGUUCUAAUGUGUAUGUGAAGUUUCUUGAUAAGUCGGUUGAUGAUAAAGCUCUACGAGAACACUUUGCUGUCUGCGGUAAAAUCUUGUCAGCCAAAGUGAUGCGUUAUGAAAAUGGAGAGAGCAAGGGUUUCGGAUUCAUUUGCUUCUCUUCCCUGGCGGACGCUAACGCUGCUGUUGCGAAAUUUAAUGGUACCAUUUUCCACAAUAAGCAUAUCUAUGUCGCAAUUGCUCAGCGCAAGGAAGAUAGGCAACAGCUCAAUUUUGCCAAGCCGAUACCAGGAAAGGGUGCUGCAUCUUUUGGCUUCUCACAGAUGCACUAUUCACCUUACUGCACACAGAUCAAUAACAUACCUGUGAAACCUGGUGUCCAAAUUCGCUAUUCUUCAUUGCUCCCUUAUCAAUCAAAGGUACCAACUAAUGCAGAUGCUACCUGGGCAAAUUACGUCCCUUUCUCUGUACAGGCUAACCAUGUUCCAUAUGUUCCUCACUUGGUAAAGCCUGGUUAUAUGCAAAAUUUACAGCAUAUGCAGCUGCCAAAUGGCUAUGGGAGUUGGCCGAGGAUGUGCUACACAAGGAGGCCUGCCUAUGCCUCUCAAGGAUCCAAGAAAAUGAGUGAGAAUGUCAUAGUGGUAAACUCUGAUCAGAACGCAUUUUGCCGGAAACCUCUCUACUCUAAAUGUCAGAAAUAGAAGAUUAAGCUUCGGCAAACAUCUAGAAGUGGGAGCUGCUCGUGUAAAGAAAUUUUCGCAAAAGUUACCAGGCAAACAGGCAAUUCAAAACUUUUAGAUAAUUGAACAAAAUCAAUUUUGUACAUGUUCCUGCUAUUAAUCAUUUUAGCAUAUCGGAACAAAUCGAGAUUUGUAGAAUGCUCUGUACUUUUCUGUUCAUAAAAAAUUUGUCCUCAUCGAAUGUUAAACUCGGUAUUUUUUCU